AUGCCGUCGCCAUCACCGAAAAAAACUUUGGACUGCCUGCUGGGCAUGCAGCUGGAAGCCCUGCGGGAGAGUGUUCUACAGCAACACAACAAGGAGGUCGGUGAAUUGAGGAAGACAAUCGUGGAACUGCGCCGACAGCUGUACUUUAAUGACGCCGAUGCAGUGUCGGUCUCUCAUGAGGCGAUUGCCGAUGGGAACGCUGUCGGGCGUUGGGCGGAUUUUGCAGCUAAGCUUCUCGACAAGGAAGAGGAAUCAACCGAAGUCGAGCCCGACCCAGAGAAGCCAAACCAGAUGGAAACCCUGAACAUGCGGCCGGUCUGGUUCUCCAGUACCUGGCAGGAGGCCGCGAAGAACCGACGAAUGCGUGGAUAUCGAGUUUCCGAUCGGCAUUCACUGCCUCAGAUACGGAUGAGCGACGAUUUCACAGACAGUACUUGCUGGCAGCGCUUCGUUUUGAGACCCCGCAGCAAGCCACAGCUCACGUGGUCCAUGCUGGGCACACUGCUCAUCCUCUUUGAUCUGAUCACGAUCCCACUGGAGCUCUUCAACAUCCCAGGCUCCAUCGACUUCUUCUCCACGACGUCCAGGAUCACUCUGGCCUUCUGGAUCGUGGACAUGCCGCUGAACCUUUGUUUCGGGGUCGAAAGAGGCGGACGCGUGGAACUCCGACCCACAGAGCUCUUCAAGAUGUACUUACGCUCUUGGUUCGUGUUGGACGUGCUUGUCAUCUCCCUGGAUGUGGUGUUGAUGGUCGUCGAGAUAGUUUCGACUACGUCGACCGAUGACCAGAGCAACACGGGCCUCAGAUCCGCUCGCUUCCUUCGCACCAUGCGGCUUCUUCGGCUCCUGCGGCUUCUGCGGGCUGUCAAGCUGCAGCAGGAGCUGACACUUCUGGCGAACCGGUUUCUGUCUGCCCAUGUUUUUAUGGUGGCAAAGGUGGUGUUCGGCUUGCUUAUGAUGCUCGCAAUCAAUCACAUCAUCGCCUGCCUUUGGUAUGGAAUUGGAUAUUGGACGGCUCUGGAUGGCAGGAGUUGGUUGGAGCAGGCAGAGCUGCUGGGCGAUGAGGUGGGCUUUGCCGACAGGUACGCGGUUUCAAUUCAUUGGACGCUGACCCAGUUUACGCCAGCGACGAACAAUGUGGCUCCAUACAAUGCCCUCGAAAGGUUUUUCGCCGUGUGGGUAAUCCUGCUGGCAAUGGGCGUGUUCUCAUCAUUUAUCAGUUCUAUCACUGCCACUGUGAGCAAACUGCAGAAUUCGCGUGUGGAGCAGUUCCAGCAACGAGCGAAGCUGCUUCGAUUCUUUGUGGAGCGAAACCUCUCAGCGGACCUUUAUGGAAAGAUUGAAGACGUGUUGCGACAAGAAGGACUAUUUGAGGUCCGGAUCAAGGAGCACGACGUCAAACUGGUAGAGGGCAUUCCGGAGCGCCUCAAGAUGCAGCUGCAUGAGGAGAUGUUCAUGUCUCUUCUGAGCCUCCUUCCCUUCUGGCCCAAGUGGGUUGGUGAGAGGGACAGCUUAUUGCAUCGGCUCAUCUGCCAUCAGGCGAUGCGAGAGGGCACGGCGGUCCCAGGCCAGGAUGCCUUUAUCGCAGGUGCGAAUGCGGAGGAGGUCUACAUCAUUGAGUCUGGCAGCUUGAACUACGUGUACUUGAACAACCAAUGGCAUGAGGAUACUGUAUCUGCCGAGGACAUCGUGUCCCUGCCAUGCAUUUUUGCGGAAUGGAAGCAUCGUGGGCGGCUUUACGCUCGUCAUAGUGCAUGCUACUGGGUUGGUCUCAAUGCAGUUCAAUUUUGCAAUCUGAUCGCUGACUCUGGUGGUGCCGUGUGGCAGCAUUUACACAUUUUCGGAAUUCUCCUCGUUGGAGCCAUUGAAGAUCGUUCGUGGAUGAUCAACGACAUUAACUGGAGUAUGGUUGGCGUGGAUGCACUGUGCACACGCACUGUGAAGUUUGCUGACAUUCUCAACGAGAAUCAUGCAACAACAUCAGCAAGCUUGGCUUUGCUGAAGUCUUACUCUUCAGAGUAG
Symbiodinium sp. CCMP2456 is the source of this 2022-nucleotide messenger RNA. Lineage: Eukaryota; Dinophyceae; Suessiales; Symbiodiniaceae. The record is from the annotation of a GenBank genome assembly.